Clavispora lusitaniae ATCC 42720 is the source of this 768-nucleotide messenger RNA. The record is from RefSeq and is a predicted model, not a curated record. NCBI's taxonomy places the organism in Eukaryota, Fungi, Ascomycota, Pichiomycetes, Serinales, Metschnikowiaceae.
AUGGUGCUCUGUGACUUUGGUAUGUCUCGCGUGUAUGCGCCGCGGUUGAUGCGCUCGGAAAGAGACACAGCCAUGGCUCGGUCGCGCAGUUCGGUGACGCCCGCGCGCCGCCCUUACACUGGGCCCGACUCCCCGUCGACCCGCCUACUUUUCGCCGACGACAGCAAAAUAGGCAUUCUGCAUUUGGCGCCACGAACGCCCGAACCAGACAAUAAUGACAGAAAUGACAAAAAUGAUGCCCGCCUUCGUGACUCGCGGCUUGUGGCAUUCCAUGAGUUUGCUUCCAAGGACACCACCUUGCCCACAGACGCCGACACCGACCUUCCCCACCUGCACAUUGGUCUGUUGCCGUAUGCUUCGCCCGAGCUUCUCAGUCCGCUGCCUCCACCUUUGGGUCCGUCGGCAGAUAUCUGGGCACUCGGAGUGUUGCUCUACACCAUGGUGGUAGGACGUUUGCCUUUCGAGCAUCUGUAUGAGCCACGGUUGCGGGCAAUCAUCACUGCCGGCCGCUACGAUCGCGGUGCAGUGGAGCGCGCAUGUCUCAUGGACACGGAAAUCAAAGAGGGCGACGAAAGCAUGGACAAAGAAAAACCGGGCGAAGAUGGCGCGGGCAAAGAGUCCGCGCAGGUGCCGCACCCGCAAAAUGGCGCCCAGGACUGCAACAACGAGUGGUUUGUGCGCAUGGUGGAAGGCUGUUUGGAGCGCGACAUCACACGCCGGUGGGAUCUCGAUAUGGUGGCUGCUGCCCUCGACGCAGCGCCGCUCUAG